AUGGCAGGAAAUCAUAACCGACCUAGAAGAGGCGGUGGUAAUCACCCCUCUGGCCGAAACAAUCCUCACAAUCGCUCACAUCACCGCCAUGGAUCUCCUCCUGCGCGCGCGGCAGAAGAUCAAGGCCCCAAAAUGUCGCCUCAACAACAGCGACAGCAACAACAACAACAAGCGCCACCAACGGGUCCUAGAGCAAUGCAAAUCCCCACACCGCAUCCAUCUUUUAUUCAAGUUGCGAAACCGUAUGUUUUUGAACAUACGAUCCAGGAAUGUCUUGCGGCGACUAGAGUCGAUCCUCAGCGCGAAGAUGAUAUUCGCAUUUCUGGGGUGACAUGGAUUGACAAUGUUCGCAAAGCUCUUCAUUUACCUGUGAGGACGUAUAAUACGGCUUGUGUGUAUUAUCACAAGUUCAGACUCGUUCACCCUGAUAGUCAGUACAGUUAUAUGGAUGCGGCGGCAGCGGCUCUGUUCACAGCCUGUAAAAUUGAAGAUACUCUCAAGAAAAGUCGCGAUAUCGUGUGUGCUGCAUAUAAUCUCAAACUUCCUCCAUCGGAGCAAGUAUCCCCUGACGAUGCUAUAUUUGACCAACAUUCCCGAGGGAUCAUCAUCCUCGAAAGACUAAUGCUAGAAGCAUCAGGCUUCGAUUUCCGCAACCGCCAUCCUCAAAAAUUGCUCGUCAAAUUGCUGAAGCAUUAUGGAUUGAAAAAGGACGACGAAGUCGGGAUAGUCGCUUACUGCAUUUCGCUCGAUCUGUACCGCACGUUUGCGCCUUUGAAGCAGACUACGGGUACUAUGGCAUUUGCGUGUCUUGAAUUAGCGUCUCGUCUGCUCGAUGCUGGUUUGGAGGAUGUUGAGGCUGGGAGGGGUUAUCAUGAUUGGAAAGUGGGACGUGCUGAAGUCAUGGAAACACUGCUGGACUUACUUGAUCUAUAUAUUCAUCACCGAUCGUCCACCGUCGUUGGCCCCGAGUACCCCCUUGAUGCCUUUCUUGCAAUUCGCAUCCCACUAAACAAGGAAAGCGAGGACGAAGGACUUCCCCGAUUCACGCAUUGGCGAGAUCACAUAUCCACCAACAAAACAACCAACGGCACAGGCCCCAAACACGGCAAACACAACAAAAACAAGGGCAAGGGCAAAGAUCAACGAGACCGAGAUCUUGAGAUUGUUGCUGUUGCUGCUGGUCCACCACCUAAUCCGCUGACACCGGUAUCUGCAAAUGGCGAGAAACCGGUUUUGAGUGAUCGUGGUCGUGAUGGGACGGUACGGUUUAUGUUGGAUAUGGAACGUGCCAAGGCGGAGAAGAAGGUUGUUUCGAGUUAUUUCAGGGAUACUAUUGAGGAGGUUGAGGAGUGAUACAUACAAUCUCUCAUUUCAUGAGCGUUGGUAUGUUGUAUAGUAUUUGAGGUCGUGGAGUUUUACCUGUUCAUAUCUGUUUCUUCGUUUUUGGUUGGAUCGCGUCUGUUUGGGUGAUAUGCAUGCAUAGUUUGGCCGUGGUUUUUUCCCUUCUGUUUUGAGUGAUACCCCUUUCAAUUCGUUCUUUUCUCUUGUG
Molecule: messenger RNA, 1549 nt
Organism: Talaromyces stipitatus ATCC 10500
Lineage: Eukaryota; Fungi; Ascomycota; Eurotiomycetes; Eurotiales; Trichocomaceae
Product: cyclin, putative
Exons: 5
Coding region: 1-1353 (450 amino acids)
Biological process (GO): regulation of transcription by RNA polymerase II; positive regulation of DNA-templated transcription, elongation
Cellular component (GO): nucleus; cyclin/CDK positive transcription elongation factor complex
Molecular function (GO): cyclin-dependent protein serine/threonine kinase activator activity
Source: RefSeq, a predicted model, not a curated record